AUGAAGUUCGGCAAAACGCUCCUCAAUCACCAGAUCCCAGAAUGGUCCAUCUUCUACAUGAACUACAAGCACUUGAAGAAGAUCAUCAAGACCAUCGAUGCGGUGUUUGACGCUACCAUCGACACCAACGCCUCGGAGGUGAUCUCGUCGGUACUCUCGACGUUCUUCUUCGAGUUAGACAGAGACAUCGAGAAGGUCAACGAGUUCUACAACAACAAAUUCAAGGAGUACAACCGUCGACUCGACCGGUUGAUCCAGGUGCUUGGCUACUCCAACUCCACCAUCAACCACCAGAUCGAGUCCAACGAAGAGUUGGACGAGAUCAUCUCCAUCUUGCUCGAAUUGAGGUCCAUCUUCAGAAACUUGAAGUGGUUUGGCGAGUUGAACCACAAGGGGUUCGUCAAGAUCUUGAAGAAAUUGGACAAGAAGUUAAAGUUGACCAUGACCUCCUUGGAGAACGUCGAGGACUUGGCCAACUCCGAAAAGUUCUCCUUCGAAUUGUCCAGCAACAACAAGGAGACCUAUUUAUCCACCAGAGUCGAGGCGUUGCCGUUCUCCAACGGGAGUGAAUUGCUCGCCAGUUUGGACACAAUUAACGAUAUAUUGAACAAGUUGAGUGACGAAGAGGAUUUCACACCUGGGAACGACCAAACCGCAAAGAGUUUUGAAUUCUUGAAGAUCGGUAACAGAAGAAGGUAUUCGUUCGACCAGGAGUUUUUGCAACACUACUAUGAGCUUAUUUACCAGAACCAACACGAAACUUUGCUCACAGAACUUUCAAAUAUCACCGAUAAGUCCAAGCUUACCCUUAAAUUCUUGAUUUCACUCUUGUCAAAGGCGGCCAUGGUUAAUUCGACUGAUAGUAUCGACGUGCUUUUUGAUUACUUGACCAAUUAUGUGCAUGACAACCCUAUUUAUGAAGGCAAUCCUUUAUAUGACAAAUCUGAUAUCAGUGGAAGAAACUUCUUCCAUCAAUAUAUCACCAGUUUGGGUAAGAAUCAACUCAUUAAGCAACAAAAAGUUACCCCUGGUGAGUCAGCUGAUAUGGAUCGUUUCUUCGGUAAUAAGAAUGGCCCCGAUGGUGGUAAUCAAAUUUCCGAUAACUCAAUCAAUGGUUUGAAACACAUCUUAGAAAAAUUAAAUGAUCCACAGUUAAGAUCUGUCUUGGUCGCCCACGACAACUAUAAUAGGACCCCACUUCACUACUGUGCUCAAUAUGGUUUGAAGGAUGCUACCAGAAUUUUGCUUGAAGUUCUCAUUAAGUGGAAACUUAUAGACCCUAAGGUAUCCAUCGAUAAUGUAGAAGUUUGGGGUGACCAAGAAGGUUUGACCCCCUUACAUUUAUCAAUCAUCGGAAAACACCCAAAGACUACUGAAAAUCUCAUUGUUGCUAACAAUGGUAAUACCUUAUGUUGUCCACAAUUGUUGUUACUUGCAGUAAGACUCAACAACCCAUUGAUCUUAAAUUCCUUGAUCUCUCAAGGAAAUAUCGACAUUGACUACACUGACUUGGAGCAUAACAAUGAAACUGCUUUAUAUAUUGCUUCAAAGUUGAUGCUCUAUGGCUUAGUGGAAUUCUUGUUGGAGAAUGGUGCAAAUACUGAAUUGGGGGAAAAUGUCUUUGGUUGGACUCCAAUUUUCAUUGCUGCAGCAGAGGGUGACAAGGCGGUAGUCAAGUUACUCAUUGAAUUUGGUUCUAAGUUCGAUAUUUUUGAUUACUCCGGUUGGUUGCCUAUGGAGCAUGCAAGUUUGAGAGGACAUUUGGAAGUCGCUGAUUUGUUACUGCCAAAGGAUGUGAACUUGUUGUUGUAUGAUGUGAAUAAUCCAGAAAACAACUUGCCCAGAACCAAUGGUAUCCCUAGUCCUACAACUGCAUCGGGUAGACCCACUGUCACCCCUAUGGAUACUUCAGAACUGAUUAAUAGAUCGGUGUCUCCUGAUAUUGAAUCAUCAAUCGAUAGGUUACCAGAAUCAACCAAGAAAUCUGUCAAUCAAGUUUACAAGCAAUUAAAGGGGAAUGGAUCUUCAUCUUCGAUUAUUAACAGAUCAAAAUCACCAGGAGCUAGACAUAGAACCAGAAAUGUGAACCCCAUCAAAUCUUUUGGUCAUCGUUACUUGAAUACGGAAGAAUCUUUGAUCUUAAUCACUUUAGGAACUACUGAUUUGAGGGAUCAUUCCAAACCGAUUGAUUUGAACAAAAUCACCUUAGCGAAAACAUUUUUUACAGAACUAGAUACUGCUUUGUCCUUGAAAAUCACCUGUCGGGACAAGUCGAAUAAUGUUCCAGUGGAACCUCCUGUCAUUAUUGAUUUACCAUUGGAGGAUCAGCAUGGUAGUGCCACGGAUCCAAUUACCUUUAAAUUGAACAAUGGUCUCGAAUCAGAUGAUGUGAUCAUCACCUUCGAUUUGAUUCCAACCUAUCAGUACACCACAAAAAAGGAAAAAAUAUUAGGUAGAGCUAUUGCGUUGUUGAAAGAUGCUUACACUAGGGUCGGUCCAAAUCUUAGAUCCUUGAAUAAUAACAUCACAUUACCAAUCCUUGAUUCCACCAGUUUAGACAUUUUGGGCAGUUUGAGGUUCGAGUAUCUCUGUGUUAAAUCGUUCAAUCAUUCAUCCAUGAGUAUUGGUAGAUCUGAUACUUACUGGAAACAAUUGGUAUCAACUAGAGUUAUUGGUCACAGAGGUUUGGGUAAAAAUGUCAGUUCAAGAAAUUCUUUACAAUUGGGAGAAAACACUGUGGAGUCUUUCAUUGCGGCAGCUUCUUUAGGGGCUUCUUACGUCGAAUUUGAUGUCCAAUUGACCAAAGAUUUUAUCCCAGUUGUUUAUCACGAUUUCACAGUUGCUGAAUCUGGUGUUGACAUUCCUAUGCAUGCGUUGACAGUUGAACAGUUUUUGGGUUUGAAGGAUGAUGAAAAGCAGCACAAGCAUUCAAGCCAUAGCCAUCCUCAAGUUACCCAGGAUGAUGAUAUUGUUCAUAAGGUCAAUAGGCCAAGAUCAUUAUCCUCAUUCCCAUCAGCUCCAAACUUCCAGAAUAAGUCCAAGAGCCACACUCAAUUCAGUUCCUCCUUGACAUCGACUGCGGAAGAUGAAAGAAUUGAAAGAGAGUACAAGGAUCAGAUCAACAAGAAGAUGAUGCUCACCAAAACAUGGAAGAGUAAGGGUUUCAAAGGUAACGCUAGAGGAUUGUCGGUUGCCUCCAACUUUGUGACUUUGAAAGAAUUGUUCAAGAAGUUACCAAAGAGUAUUGGUUUCAACAUAGAAUUGAAAUAUCCGAUGUUAGAUGAAGCAGAAGAAGAAAGUAUGGGAGAAAUUGCCAUUGAUCUUAACUUCUAUGUGGACACAAUCUUGAAGGUUAUUUAUGACGAAAAUACCGCUGCUAGAGAUAUCAUCUUCUCAUCAUUCCAUCCUGACAUUUGUUUGUUACUCUCUUUGAAGCAACCCACCAUCCCUAUUUUAUUUUUAACGGAGGCGGGUACUGCUGAAAGAGCAGAUAUCAGAUCGUCAUCCCUUCAAAACGCCAUCAGAUUCAGUAAGAAAUGGAAUCUCUUGGGUAUUGUUUCUGCCGCUGAAACUUUAGUUAAGACUCCUAGGUUGACCCAAGUUGUCAAAUCUUCAGGUUUAGUGUGUGUGACAUACGGUACCGAGAACAAUGAUCCCGAGCUCGCCAAGAUUCAAAUGAAGGCCGGUGUUGAUGCUGUUAUAGCCGAUAGCGUUUUGGCUGUGAGAGAGGGUUUGAGAAAGGACCAGGAGAGCUUGAAGGAAGUGGAGGACUCGGCCAGCGAGUAG
Molecule: messenger RNA, 3786 nt
Organism: Suhomyces tanzawaensis NRRL Y-17324
Lineage: Eukaryota; Fungi; Ascomycota; Pichiomycetes; Serinales; Debaryomycetaceae
Gene: GDE1
Product: glycerophosphocholine phosphodiesterase
Exons: 1
Coding region: 1-3786 (1261 amino acids)
Biological process (GO): glycerophospholipid catabolic process
Molecular function (GO): glycerophosphocholine phosphodiesterase activity; protein binding
Source: RefSeq, a predicted model, not a curated record